AUGGGUUCCCACAUAUCCCCCUUUGCCAUCAUCGUCGGCGGUGGUCCCAGUGGUCUUUUACUUGCUCUUCUCCUUGGCCGUCGAGGCAUUUCAGUCCAGCUGCUCGAAGCAGCAGCAAAGCUAGAUGAUCGCCCACGAGCCACCCAUUAUUCUGCCCCGGCAGUCGCUGAACUUGGGAGAGCUGGUCUCAUCCAAGAUCUGCGUGCCCAGGGAGGCUUCACACCUAAUGGCGUAUGUUGGCGAAAGCUCAAUGGCGAGAUUAUCGCAGGCCUUCCCGGGGCGGAUCCAGACGAACCGAAUGCCAUGAUAUGUCUGCCAUUGAACCAAGUGAACGAGGUGAUGCUGAAACAUCUGCCUCAGUAUCCGUCCGUAUCCAUACACUACGAUCACAAAGUUAUUGGCGUCGACCAGAGUGACACCGUGGCGUGGGUCACUGUCGAAACACCGGAGGGAAUCAAGACUCUCGAAGCGACGUACAUUAUCGGGUGCGAUGGGGCGAAUAGUCAGAUUCGUCGCUCUCUAUUUGGCGAUAGAGAAUUUCCCGGCUUCACCUGGGAGGAACAGCUGGUGGCAACCAACACUUACUACCCCUUUGAGGAAUUCGGAUAUGAUCGAGACUCGAACUUCAUCAUUGAUUCCACAAAUUGGUAUAUGGCAGCGCGCAUCUCAAACGAUGGGCUGUAUCGGAUUACCUAUGGCGAGCUCCCCGGGUUAACCCUGGAGGAGUUGAAAAAGCGUCAAGCCAGCAAGUUCCGAGAAAUGCUCCCUGGUCAUCCAGAGCCCGAUUCCUACCAGAUAGUCAACUUCAGUCCGUACAAAGUUCACCAGCGGUUGUCUAAGAAGAUGCGUGUUGGUCGAGUUCUCCUAGCCGCUGAUGCAGCACACUUGUGUAACCCAUUUGGUGGAUUCGGCCUUAUGGGUGGCCUCGUUGACGUGGGUGGUUUGUUUGACUGUCUCGCUGGCAUCUACGAUGGUGUAGCAAACGACAGCAUAUUAGACAAGUACGACAAGGUACGACGAGCAAUAUACGAACACGUGGUCAACCCUGUAUCGUGUGAUAAUCUCCGGCGAAUGUUUCAAAAAGAUCCGACGACUGCCUUACGGGACGAUGGAUUCUUGCAGAUGUGCAAAAAGGCCGAGACAGACCCUAGUAUCUUGAAGGCGUUUGCUGAGGGAGCCAACGCCCUCUGUUACGAUUUCACCCAACACUACCAUGCCAAGAGGUGA
Molecule: messenger RNA, 1227 nt
Organism: Aspergillus wentii DTO 134E9
Lineage: Eukaryota; Fungi; Ascomycota; Eurotiomycetes; Eurotiales; Aspergillaceae
Product: FAD-dependent oxidoreductase
Exons: 3
Coding region: 1-1227 (408 amino acids)
Molecular function (GO): FAD binding
Source: RefSeq, a predicted model, not a curated record